UUCCCGCGACGACACUACGUCACUACGUAUCAUCAUCAUAUAUACGCACUGCACGCGUUGCAGCCACAACGAACGGCCGGCGUCACACACACAUGCACCGGUGACCAUGGCGGCGGCGGCGGCGGCGACGACGACGGCCAUGGAGCUGGAGAGCAACGAGGGGAGCACGGAGACGAUGGAAGAGGAGGAGGCUGCAGGCAGCGGCGAGCGUGAGGCGGUCGUCGUCUUCUUCGACGUGGAGACCACCAUGCCGGAGGGGCCCGAGCGGCGGCGCACGCUGCUCGAGUUCGGCGCCGUCCAGCUCUGCUCGCGCAGCCUGGCCGAGGUGGCGCCGCCCUUCGCCACGCUCGUGCGCCCCGCCGGCGGCGACCUCGGGGAGGGUGCCUGGGUGGCGCUCGAGCGCAAGGGCAUCACGCGCGCCGACCUCGCCGGCGCGCCGCCCUUCCGUGACGUCGCCGAUGGCAUCCACCGCGUCUUGCACGGGCGAAUCUGGGCUGGUCAUAACAUUGACGGGUUUGACUCAGAGAUAAUAAGGGAAGCAUUCGCUGAAAUCGGGCGAUCACCUCCAGAACCAAAGGGGGCGAUCGACACCUUACCACUGCUCACUGAGCGGUUUGGGAGGAGAGCAGGGAACAUGAAGAUGGCAAACUUGGCAAAUUACUUCGGUCUAGGGCAGCAAAUUCACAGGAGUCUCGGUGAUGUCAGGAUGAAUAUUGAUGUCCUCAAGUGUUGUGCUACAGUGCUGUUCCUGGAGGAAAAUUUUCCAAAAAUGCUGAAAGGUUAUCCUGGAUUCCUUGCGCCAGACGAUGUUUCAAUGGAAUUCAUCCAAGUUUCUCUCUCUCUGUCCCACCAAUUUAGAAGAAGUUUAUCUAUGAAGCACAACGACAGACCUCUACAAGUGUUUUGUGCAGAUCUGAGGAUCCACUUUGACAUCCGUCCAUGUUACCAAGAUAGUGCAGGUCGACCCAAGUUGAACAUAGUGGUUGGCAUCCCUGAGAGUCUCAGAAAUGUUCUGCAAUCUUGUGAUGAAAUAGCUGAGAGAUCAUCUCAGGUGUUUGGGAGCACUUCUGUAUGGAAUCCAGUGGUUAGGGAAUAUGGUUAUGCUCAUGCUAUACGCCUAAAUCUCACAUUCGGUGGCGACGAUGAGAUCAAUGGGACAGAGAUUUACGUGAAAGAGGCCAUCAGUGGCAACAUUCAGAAGCAAGUUCUCAGCGAGGUAGAUGCUGCAGAUCUGAGCUCUUGGUUUGCUGAAGGUAACAUGGUGGAUGCCUACUUCUCUGUCGAAUUGUACGACUACAUGCAAAAUGCUGGUAUCCGGCUGGUCGCCAAGAAGCUCAUUGUAACUGCAUAUGCAUAAUCAUAGGGCUGGAAAAUGAUUAAUUAGCUGUUAAUGCAUUGAUUAUUUAUUAGUGUGGUGUUAACUAGCUGUCAAUAAAUUUGAAUGUGGCAAAAGAGCAUGUAGCCUGGUGGUUAUAAAGAUCUUAGUAGCACUUGAGGUCUUGGACAGCGAGGUGCGAACUUAUAUCCUAUAUCGACAGCGAGGUGCGAACUUAUAUCCUAGGCCAUUUGCCCUUUCACGAUCAAUAUGAGACUAUUCAACGAUACCUUAAUUUAUGCUUUUUAUAAGUCUGUAAUAGCAAUGUAUCAUGUUAAUUAUUUGUUGCAACUGUUUUGUGUUUUAUUGA
Messenger RNA from Oryza brachyantha (malo sina), 1685 nucleotides. RefSeq names its product protein NEN1-like. Gene Ontology annotation, molecular function: 3'-5' exonuclease activity; nucleic acid binding. NCBI's taxonomy places the organism in Eukaryota, Viridiplantae, Streptophyta, Magnoliopsida, Poales, Poaceae. The record is from RefSeq and is a predicted model, not a curated record. Bases 107 to 1357 code for a protein of 416 amino acids. The transcript has 6 exons.